This is a messenger RNA of Thamnophis sirtalis, 1165 nucleotides long. NCBI's taxonomy places the organism in Eukaryota, Metazoa, Chordata, Lepidosauria, Squamata, Natricidae. The record is from RefSeq and is a predicted model, not a curated record.
CGUGUACUUUCAGCCACCCUCUUUCUACGUAUCCCCGCGUGACCUGAUGUUUGUUGAGAAUGGUGGAAUCGCUGUCCUGAGCGGAAGGAAGGUGGUCCACAUGGAUGUCAGAGGCAACACGGUGAAACUUGACAAUGGCCUGCAGAUCGCCUACGACAAAUGCUUAAUAGCUACAGGUGGUGCUCCCAGGAACCUGCCUGUGCUUGAGAGGGGAGGUCAGGAGGUGAAAAAGAGGCUCACACUCUUCAGGAAGAUUGAGGAUUUCCGUUCACUAGAGAAAAUUUCCAGGGAAGUCAAGUCAAUCACUAUUAUCGGUGGUGGUUUCUUAGGGAGUGAAUUGGCCUGCGCUCUGGGGCGCAAAGCGCAGUCGAAGGGCCUCGAGGUCAUCCAAAUGUUCCCAGAGAAUGGCAAUAUGGGCAGAGUCCUACCUGAAUACCUGAGCAACUGGACCACCAACAAAGUCAGUCAAGAGGGGGUCAACGUGAUGCCCAACGCUGUUGUGAAGUCGGUUUCUUUAGCCGGGGAUCGGCUGCUCAUACAGUUGAAGGACGGAAGGAAAGUGGAGACGGAUCAUAUUGUGGCAGCUGUGGGCUUGGAGCCCAACGUGGAGCUGGCUAAGUCGGCCGGCUUGGAGGUGGAUUCCGAUUUCGGGGGCUUUAGAGUGAACGCUGAGCUGCAGGCCCGCUCCAACAUCUGGGUGGCAGGAGACGCUGCGUGUUUUUACGACAUUAAGUUAGGCAGGAGACGAGUGGAGCAUCACGAUCACGCGGUUGUGAGCGGAAGGCUGGCGGGAGAAAACAUGACCGGAGCCUCAAAGCCGUAUUGGCACCAGUCCAUGUUUUGGAGCGACCUUGGCCCAGAUGUUGGAUACGAAGCUAUUGGCCUUGUGGACAGCAGUUUGCCCACCGUGGGCGUAUUUGCUAAAGCGACAGCAAAGGACACCCCAAAAUCUGCCACGGAGGAAUCAGGAACUGGAAUCCGCUCAGAGAGUGAAACCGAACUGGAAGCCACAGAGCUGAAGGUCUCCGCAGCCUCUCUUUCCACUCCGCAAGUCCCACAGCAGGGAGAGGAUUACGGGAAAGGAGUCAUUUUCUACCUCCAGGAUAAAGUGGUGGUAGGAAUCGUUCUGUGGAACAUCUUCAACCGGAUGCCAAUCGCUCGGAAG